UGGCGGUCGCCGCCAGGCCUGAGGGAGCUCCGUCAGCGGGGCGGGAAGCGGGGCCUGUGGGGAUGGAGGGCGAGGAGGGAGAGCAGGCGGAGGAGGAGGCGCUGUCGGAGCAGGAGGGGGAAGAACAGGUGCCGGCCCCAUGUGCCCUGACGGAGGAAGUCCUGAAGGAAGGUCUCUCUCUCCUUUGUAAGACUGGCAAUGGCCUGGCCCACGCCUAUGUGAAAUUUGAAGCCAAAUACAAGGACUUGACAGACAUCAGCCUCCUUGAAUGCUUCAUUCACCUGCGAUAUGUGGAUUUGUCAGAGAACAAGCUGCAGGAUUUGUCUCCACUGAGCAACCUAACCCACCUGCUUUGGCUGAAGGUGGAUGGGAAUCUGCUUACCAGUGCGAGCAUGGAGGAGCUGCCCUACCUCCAGAUCAUCAGCUUUGCUCACAACCGCAUCAAGGAUAUGGAGGGCAUUACUCACCCCUGCUUAGCCAGCCUCAGCCUGAAAGGAAAUAAAAUCCAGACAGCGCUGGGCCUGAGUCACGGCAAAUUGUUCAGUCUGCAAAUCCUGGAGCUGCGAGGAAACAAGCUAGAGAGCACAGCAGGGCUCAGUCUUCCCAAGCUCAAGAACCUCUAUCUGGCCCAGAAUGCCAUUAGAAGCCUUGAAGGCCUUGAGGGGCUAGGGCAGCUGACAACUCUGCACCUGCGGGACAACCAGCUUGAGACCCUGGAUGGAUUCUGUAGUAGCAUGAAGUGCCUGCAGUACCUCAAUCUACGGAACAAUGGCAUCAAUAGCCUUCAGGAGGUGGCAAAACUGCAGGUCCUCCCCAUGCUGCAGGCACUGGUGCUGUUGGACAAUCCAUGCUCUGAUGAACCCAGUUACCGGCUGGAGGUCCUGGUCCUGCUGCCACACCUGCAACGCCUCGACAAGGAAUUAUUUGAGCAAGAUGAGCGAGCAGAGGCAAACAAAAUCCGUCAGGAAAGGCAGGAGGAAGAAAAGGAAAUGGAAGGAUCUCUCCAGGGUGAUGUGACUGAGUGACCCUCAGUUUUAAUACCUCUUCCCAGAGCAAGUCAAGACUUGGAAACGCCUUCCCCGCCAUGCGAGCAGCUGGGAAAGUGAGACCUGCAGGUAGCAGAGCUGCCUUCACCUCAUUUUGCCCCUGGAGAAAUGGGAAGGGCUACCCACCCUGGUCCUAGAAGCUGCCCUGAGGUACUGCAGUGUUUUUGCAGUCACUGCACUCAUAUGCUCUAUUCUCACUAGACCUGAGAGGGAAGAGGGGAAAGGGGAGAGUUACAGGUUCUGUGGUUGGAUUUACAGCUCCCAAAAAUCCGACAAGAUUUUCUGAUUUGAAUAAAAAUAAUGAGCCUG
Grus americana (Whooping crane) is the source of this 1355-nucleotide messenger RNA. It is a transcript of the gene LRRC23, whose product is annotated as leucine rich repeat containing 23. The transcript is spliced from 7 exons. The record is from RefSeq and is a predicted model, not a curated record. The coding region runs from base 63 to 1025 and encodes 320 amino acids. Lineage: Eukaryota; Metazoa; Chordata; Aves; Gruiformes; Gruidae. Gene Ontology annotation, molecular function: protein binding.